Molecule: messenger RNA, 1128 nt
Organism: Brettanomyces bruxellensis
Lineage: Eukaryota; Fungi; Ascomycota; Pichiomycetes; Pichiales; Pichiaceae
Exons: 1
Coding region: 1-1128 (375 amino acids)
Biological process (GO): protein refolding; response to heat
Cellular component (GO): cytoplasm
Molecular function (GO): ATP binding; Hsp70 protein binding
Source: RefSeq, a predicted model, not a curated record
AUGACCAAUCCAUUCUUUGUUUUUGUUCUUCUUGUUACUCUUAUCGGAGUGGUACUUUGCGAUGCAGACUACUAUAAGGUGUUAGGUGUGAGCAAAAACGCAGAUGCCAAGGAAAUUAAAACGGCUUACAGAAACUUGAGUAAAAAAUAUCAUCCUGACAAAAAUCCUGGCGAUGACUCGGCUCAACAGAAGUUCAUGGAAAUUGGUGAGGCAUAUGAGGUUUUGAACGAUCCGGAUAAAAGGGCUGUGUAUGAUAGGUACGGUAAGGAAGGAUUGCAAAAUGGGGGUGGCGCACAAAAUGCCAACACUGGUGGCAGAGCAGGUGAUCCUUUCGACAUGUUUUCAUCAUUUUUUGGUGGUGCAAGGGCAAGAGGUGGAAGACAAGGAAAGCCUAGGGGAAGGGAUUACAGAUAUGCUGUCGGGAUUACUUUGAAAGAUUUCUAUAACGGAAAGAGUGUAAGGUUUCAUUUAGAACUCCAGGAUAUUUGUGAUAAGUGUGAGGGUACAGGUUCGGAGGACGGUAAGACACAUCCAUGUCCAGUCUGUCAGGGUAGAGGCCGUGUGAUUCAGCGGAGGCAGAUUGCUCCUGGAAUGUUCCAGCAAUUCGAAUCGCCUUGUGGAGCAUGUCAUGGUAGCGGAAGAAAAAUUGAUCAUUUGUGUAAGAAAUGUCACGGACAAGGUGUCUACAUGAAUCAGAGGACAUACACUGUUGAUAUAUCUCCUGGAGAGCCUAGAAACCACGUUCAGAUGUUCCAAGGUGAAUCCAAUAAGAGUCCUGAGUGGAUAGCAGGUGAUUUGGAUAUCACGUUACGUGAACUGCCACAAGGAAACUUGGGAUACCGUCGUAUUGGAUCUAACCUUUACCGUACCGAAGUUCUGACGUUGAAGGAGGCUUUAACCGGCGGCUGGGAGAGGACUAUUCCAUUCUUGGACACUUACGAACCGGAUCUUAAAAUAAGAAGAAAGAAAGGUGUCGUAGUUCAGGAUGGUGAAAUAGAAAAAAUCAGGGGUAAGGGAAUGCCAAUAUUUGAGCAGGAUGAUGAGCAUGGUGACUUAUUUAUUGAAUACAAGGUUAUUUCGCCCACAGGAAAUUCUAAGUUACUUCAGAAGCUUCAUGAUGAAUUAUAA